Messenger RNA from Rhododendron vialii, 815 nucleotides. RefSeq lists its product as uncharacterized. The coding region runs from base 142 to 531 and encodes 129 amino acids. Gene Ontology annotation, cellular component: endoplasmic reticulum membrane; endoplasmic reticulum. Gene Ontology annotation, biological process: endoplasmic reticulum to Golgi vesicle-mediated transport; intracellular protein transport. The transcript is spliced from 4 exons. The record is from RefSeq and is a predicted model, not a curated record. NCBI's taxonomy places the organism in Eukaryota, Viridiplantae, Streptophyta, Magnoliopsida, Ericales, Ericaceae.
GGUAUUGAUACGCCCCCUUCGGUACGCCAGAGUCAUUCGCUUUGCUAUCGAAGACCUGGAGCCGAUCGAAACACAUCGUCGAAGAAGAAGAAGAAGAAGAAGAAGAAGAAGAAGAGGGCUCGAGAGAGAGAGGGAAGAGAAAUGGCGUUACAGUGGAUGAUACUGACGUACGUGGUAGCAGUGGAGGCGGCCAUAGCGGUUCUACUGACUAUACCAUCUCCAAAGCUUGUCAAGUCUCGCAUCGUGUCUCUCGUCUCUCUCAUCCUCCAACCUUCCAUGUUCAUCGUCCCUUUCUCUGCUUUCCAGCUCCUAGAUAUCUAUUGGAAGAAUGAGCACCGAUUGAUGUGCACUGGGGAGUUAUGCACUGCAGCUGAAAGAGAUCGCUAUGAGAAAUCGAUGUACAAAGCUCAGAGGAAUGUGAUUAUGUGUGCUGCAGCAUGCCUUCUAUAUUGGUGUGUCUACCGCAUAUGUAAGUAUUACAAGGAGAUUCAGAGUUUGGAAGAGGUGGAGAAGAGGUACAAGGAUCAGUAGCUUUCCUUGCCCUUUUGCCUUGAUCUGCUGAAGUAUGUGGAGAUGUACGGGACUAGUACUCCCCAUUUUCCUUUGCGGUUUCAUUCUGACGUCUGGGCUCUUAAUUGUGCCAAUUUCUACUGGGUCUGCUAUGUGCAUGAGACUAGUGUGCUUCCUUUGUAUUCAGAUUUCUCUUGCGUUACACCAAAAAACAAGACGGAAGUGGUUUGAGAUGUAAUAAUGCAUAAGUAGUACCACAAUAUGUUCUAUUCCGAAUGCUAUAUGGCAUAUGCUCUUCUAGUGCU